This is a messenger RNA of Hypanus sabinus (Atlantic stingray), 8270 nucleotides long. It is a transcript of the gene frem1a, whose product is annotated as Fras1 related extracellular matrix 1a. NCBI's taxonomy places the organism in Eukaryota, Metazoa, Chordata, Chondrichthyes, Myliobatiformes, Dasyatidae. The coding region runs from base 643 to 6948 and encodes 2101 amino acids. Gene Ontology annotation, biological process: cell communication. Gene Ontology annotation, cellular component: membrane. The transcript has 36 exons. The record is from RefSeq and is a predicted model, not a curated record.
GUCUGUUCUUCACGACCCAUAAACCCGCUCUACAUUGCUUCGUUAAUCAGAUGAAAAGCAGUGACUCUCCCUACUACCACCCUGAUGUAAAACCAUGAAGGUGUUGUCAUAGUUCUGAAUGCACAAAGCUGGGAGGUGCUUUGAUCUGCAGUUUUGCUGUUUAUCUUCACUCCUUUCCGGUUACAUGAGCUUUUUAAACCAGGGACCUCUUAAGGGAGGCCCCACACAGUUCUUACUCUCAGCCACAAGGCAUUCUGAUAAGCAACACUAUGUAAAAGAGCUUCAAUUUGCCAUUUGGCAUAUGCACACUGCAAAAUCUGAAGUGGCCUGGAGAGGAAGCACAUACAGAAGAACUUUUGUAACAGGUGAAUUUUCUCCUUCUUGGGCAGUCCCUCGGGAUAGAAGAUUCCUCUUUGAUUUUGUGUGCCCUGCGGUUGCCGCUCUGCCUAUGAGUGAUCAGAAGGGAAUGAAGAAGCUCUCACCUGAAAGACACUGCAGAAAACUGACUACCUAGGUCAGGCCUAAUGUCCAGAGAAGUCUUUCUCAGAGUCCGUUGCGUGUUGACGGUGAAAAACGUGGACACUAUUUUGUGAAGAGGUGUGGAUUUGAAGUACUUAUUCGAGAAGUUUUGAUUCUGCUGUGAUGAAGCAACACUGCAUAGAGAGUCCGAUCCUCCUGCAGCUGAUCGUGUGGAGAUGCAUUGCCCCUUCCCUUGUUCAAGUGAAUCAUGGCAUCACAGUUCCCAAGGGGCAGUCUGUGUUCCUCUCAGAGAAGAACCUGGUGUUCAACAUCCCAAAGGAAAAGGAUAGCUGCAAGGUGGAAGUAGUCAUGAAUGAGCCAAUAACACAACGUGUCGGGAAGCUUACCCCUCAGGUUUUUGACUGCCAUUUCCUACCCAAUGAAGUGAGAUAUUCACACAAUGGAUGUCCAAUACUGGAUGAGGAUCAAAUCCUGCUCAGAGUUUACAGAUUUACCGAGAAUGAAACCUACACAGAAACAUUCACCCUCCAAGUUCGGUUACUUGACUCAGACUGUAACAUCAUCCAUCUUGGUGCAACAUCAUUGGAAGUCCCUGAGUUUUAUAGUCUAUCCAAUCCAAUUGACAGAAACGUGGUUUUGUUUGACUUUGAUAAAUCGAUGAAUCUGGACUGUAUAGUGCGGGUAGCCACUCAGGAGACGUUACUUCCUGCACAUGGACAUCUAGUCAUGGGGAAGAUCUCUGUGGGACAGGCUCGUGGGGACCACCCUGGCUUUGUAAACCAGAAGCUGAAGUGGAAUCUGGAGGAAAGCCACAAAGAUUUGAAGGAAGUGCACACUUUUAAAGUGAGCUGUGAUGAAUUUCUCACAAUGGGUCUUCGCUAUCAUCACCUCAGCCCCCCGUCUCCUGAUAUUGACUACAUCGCUAUAAGAUUGGAAUUGAUCGACAGCAGAAGCAAAAAUGUGCACAAGACAGAGAAUGCCUGGAUUCCAGUCAGAAUCACCAAUGGCUUUCCCAACCAGCCUCCUAAAGCCAGUUUUAUGCCUAUGUUCAUCCUGGAUGUAGAUCAGUUCAUCCUGACCUCCAUAACCACUGGGACAUUGGAUGGAGAAGACAGCGAGACUCCCAAAUCCCAGCUUGUCUUCAAUAUUACCAAAGCACCUCAGGAGGGUUUCAUAACUCAUUUAUCUGACCAUACCAAGCCAAUCACAUCAUUCACCUGGGCUGACUUAAAUGAGCUGUUGAUAGCAUUUCAACCUCCAAACAACAGUCACACAGACAGAAGGAGCUAUGAGGUAGAAUUUGAAGUUCAUGAUUUCUACUUCAGGAAGAGUGCACCAAUUGUAGUACACAUCGCAGUAAGGACAACGGAUACUAAUGCUCCCAGAGUUUCCUGGAACAUGGGACUUAAUCUGCUGGAAGGCCAGUCUCGACCUAUCACAUGGGAGCAGUUUCAAGUUGUGGAUAAUGAUGACCUCACUGCAGUCCGUUUGGUUACUGUGGAUGGCUUACAACAUGGACGGUUAACAGUAAGAGGAGGAAAAGGCUUUAUGUUUACAGUCAAUGAUAUCCAAGCUGGUGUUGUCCGCUAUCAUCAUGAUGACAGUGACACUGUAAAUGACUUCAUUAUUUUCAGAAUUUUUGAUGGUCUUCAUAGUACCCGACACAAGUUCCCCAUCAAAAUCUUACCCAAAGAUGACAGCCCUCCAUUCCUUAUUAACAAUGUUAUCUUUGAACUGUGCGAAAACCAGGAAGUGCUAAUUGAGAAGUUUAUGCUUCAAGCUUCAGACCUGGACUCAAGUGAUGAUUACAUUCUGUUUAAAAUCACCAAAAUACCACAAGCUGGAGAAAUUAUGAAAAGAACAGCCCCUGGUUUGACAGGGUAUCCUAUCUCCAGCUUCCUUCAGAGAGACCUCUUCAAUGCUGCAAUCUACUAUCGUCACUUGGGAGAUGAAAUGUUUGAAGAUUCCUUUGAGGUUAUUCUGUACGACAGCCAUGACCCUCCAAAUCUCUCAGAGCCUCAGACUGUAAUUAUUCACAUUACACCAGUGAAUAAUCAGCUUCCCAAAGAAGCACCUGGAGUUAUUCGCCACCUCAUCGUUAAGGAGACAGAGAUAGCCUUACUGACGAAGAACCAGCUGCACUUCACAGACAUCGAGUCUCCAAACAGGCAAAUUGUAUAUACAAUCACAAAUCCGCCCUUCUUUACUUCAGUAAAUGGUCUUCCUGAUGCUGGAAAAUUACUUCUAACUGACAGCAUGAAGAAAAUGAUGAAAGAUUCCAGUGUCCCAAUGCUCAAAUCAUUCACACAGGAUGCAGUGAACCACCUGAAGGUGGCCUACAUGCCUCCACUGCAGGAUAUUGGGCCCUACCAACAACAGCUGCAAUUUCAUUUCUCAGUCAGCAAUCAACAUGGUGGCACGUUAUAUGGCCUCUGUUUCAAUGUUACAAUUCUCCCCGUCAACAAUCAAGUUCCAGAGUUAUACACAAACCAGUUGACCGUUAAAGAAGGGGGAUCAGGUCAAAUUUCAGUGAACCAUCUGCUGGUGACUGAUAUUGACACAGAGGACGAUCACAUCAAGCUCAUUCUUCAGAAGAAACCAAUGCAUGGAGAAGUAGAAGUGAAUGGAUUUCCCAUAACUGAAGGGAACAUGUUCACCUUAACAGAUCUCAAGGAUUUCAAAGUUCGAUACCAGCAUGAUGACUCUGAGUCAACCCACGAUGAAGUUACCUUUUCAGCCACUGAUGGUUCAAAUUCAGCUCGAAGUGUUCUGGAGAUAAAGGUCUUAGCAGUGAACGAUGAACCUCCAGAGAUGAGGCCUGGUUUGAACCCUGUGCUGUAUUGCCUUGAAGGAGAGGAUAUUGUCAUUUCAACAGAGAAUAUCCAAGCUACUGACGUAGAUAGCAACAAUGAAAAACUGCUGUUCAUGAUUGCAAAGGAACCAUUGCUUGGGGUGGUACAGAAGCACAGUCAGAUUGUGGAUCGUUUUACUCAGGCUGACAUUAUUGCAGGAGUGGUGAAGUAUGUGCACACGGGUGGUGAGGUGGGUUUGGCACCAUGCUUUGACACCAUUACACUCGUUGUUACUGACUGGGAUAGUGGCGUACUUGGAGGCUGCUGCAAAGAAACAUUCAUUUCUCCAUUACCUCUGCAUGAAUCUCUCCCUGUCUACGAUCUCAACAUUACUAUAAUGCCCACCAACAAUCAGCCACCAGGAAUUACUCUUGGUGAACUAUUUAUUGUUGACGAGGGGUCUUCAGCUGCCAUCACUAUCAACCACCUGUGUGCUAGUGAUCCAGACACUGCAGAUGAUGAGCUGUCUUUUGUCCUGUGGUCCCCACCUGAAUUUGGUUACAUAGAGAACACUUUACCAACACCAGGGCAUGAGAAAAGCAACAUGGGCAUCAGCAUAGGUUCAUUUGACUUAAAGCACAUGAAGGAGUUGCAUAUAAAUUAUGUUCAGUCACGACAUCAACGGAUUGAACCAACAGCAGAUCAAUUCUUUCUGUAUGUUACUGACGGGAAGCAUUGGUCUAAGGAAGUUCCGUUUUAUGUUAUAAUCCGCCCUGUAAAUGAUGAGGCUCCAAAUUUCCUGGCCAGGAAUAUCACUGUGUCUGAAGGCCAAAUGUGUGAAUUAGAUCCAUCGAUAAUAAACGUGGUAGAUCUUGAUGUGCCAGCUGACAGCCUAACGUUCACCGUAAGCCGGCAACCCCAGCAUGGAAUGAUCAGAAGCAUGAUGCAGAGGAAUGACGUUGUGAUUUACCAACAACCAACCCUCUCUGGUUAUGAACUCCCUGUGCAUGACUUUACGAUGGAUCAGCUGAUGCAUGGGUUGAAGUUGAUAUAUGUGCAUGAUGGCUCUGAAAGCACUGCUGAUAGAUUUAGCAUUCAGCUGUCUGAUGGCAAACACAAGGUCCACAAAGCCAUUUCAGUCCAGAUUCUUCCGGUGAAUGAUGAGCGGCCAUUUUUGAGCAGAAACAACGGACUGGAGGUAGAAAUGGGGGAUUAUAGAAUCAUUUCCAGCAUAGCACUGGAAGCUGAAGACAAAGAUACUCCAAGGCAGAAUCUUUAUUAUGUAAUAGGAAGGGUUCCUGAACUUGGGACGCUCCAGCUCAAGGAAAGUAUGGAGUGGCAACCCCUGUACUCUGGCAUGAACUUCAGUCAGGAUGACAUUGACAUGAACCAACUGAGAUACGUGCACACAGGAGUGAUCGGGACAAAGCAUGAAGACGCCUUUCACUUCCAUCUCUCAGAUGGCGAUAACAAGUCAGAAGGCCACAGUUUCCACAUCAUCAUCCGGAACAUCGAAAAGGGUGAAAUCACUGUUUUAAUAAAACCACUCACUAUCGUCAAGGGGGACAGAGGUACUUUGACUACAACUGUUCUUCUUGCUUCCGAUGGUACAAACAAACCCGAAGAGCUGCUUUAUAUCAUUACAGUCCCACCAGAUUAUGGACAAAUAGAAUACGUCAACUACCCUGGAGUGGUAAUAACCAGCUUUAGUCAGAUGGAUGUAGCAGCUCAGACUGUUUGUUACAUUCAUAGAAGCAAGGUGAUGGCUACCAGAGACUCACUGAGAUUCAUUGUCAGCAAUGGGCUGUCCUCCAGAAAUGGUACCCUAGAGAUCAUCAUUCAAAAUACUGAUGGUAUGUUGCCCAGACUGUCCAAAAACAAAGGGAUUCGACUGGCUGAAGGCUCCAUGAUGACCAUUUCACCAGAUGUAUUGCAAUUAUCCGACCCUGAUACCCCUCCACAGGAUCUUACAUACAUCAUUACACAGCCCCCUCAGUAUGGGCAACUGUAUUGCAAUGGGGCACCUCUUCACCAUCGUAACUUCACACAGCUGGAUGUCGACAACAUGGAUCUAGCUUACAAACAUGGUGGAGAAGAUUCGCAAAUUGACAGGUUUAUGUUUACUGCCACUGAUCGAAGCAAUUAUGGUUUUCUGAUUGAUGAGAAAUUGCAGAACGAACCAGUUAUAUUCAUGAUUGAGGUGGACCAUGUGGACAAAUAUGCUCCCAAAAUAGUUUAUCUUCAGUGUCCUUCAAAUGUUAAAGUGCUUAAAAAUGGCCGGUAUGGAAUUUAUAUUUCCGUUCGAGAUUUGAAAGCAUCAGAUAUUGAUAGCAAGGACGAGGAGCUUGUUUUUCAUAUUUUACGUGGCCCACACUUUGGUUACUUGGAAAACAUCACAACUGGAGGAUUCAUUUCUGACAAUUUCACACAGCAAGACCUGAACAGCAAGAACAUCAUUUACAUCAUCACACCCUCCUCAGAAGUAACAUCAGACAGUCUGGAAUUCCUUGUUUCAGAUCCUACAGGAAAUUCAGCUGCCCCUCAAAUGCUUGAAUUCAAAUGGUCUCGUACAGAAAUGCUUGUCUCAGAAUACCAGGUGUGUGAGGAUGCUGGUGUAUUUUCUGUGAAGGUGUUGAGAACAGGAUACUUGACAGAAUCUUCGUUUGUUGGAAUAAAGGUUAAUAGCAUCACAGCUGCUAUUGGAAAGGAUUUUACUCCCAAUUCUGCCAACCUAAUCCAAUUGGAUCCAGGUGUAUCAGUAAAGAGUUGGAAUAUAUUAAUUACCAAUGACAGACUGGAGGAAAACGAGGAAACAUUUGAACUAUUACUUACGUCUCCAGUGAAUACAGUGCUUGGUGCCAAGACAAGAGCAUUAGUCAAAAUUAUCGAUGCAGGUGGAUGUAGUAUUGCAAACAGAGGCGGAGAAGGCAACGAGAAUCCACCUAUCCACGCGCUCAGUGGCAGGAUGUCUCAAGGUUCUGCAAUCUUACCGAAUCCUAAAAUUGGCCCUUUCCAUGUGGAAGAAAAUCCAGUCACUUACUCACAUAAAGAACUGAAACAGCCUCAAAGAGAUGUGUCACAGGAAUUCCCUCUGAAACCUGUUCCCAAGAAGAAACUCACAGUGAUUAGACAUGAAAGAACGGACUAUCCCACCAUUGCUUUUGGAAAGCGGUGCACUCCAGUCCUCAGAGGCCUUCUGUAUUAUGAUGAAAGUGAGCAGAAAAUGAUUCAAUGUGAUGGAGUUUCAUGGAAGUCUUGGAACCCAACAUAUGAGGAGCAAGAUGCCAAACAGUGUCCCUUUGGUUGGACUUUGCACAACAAUCACUGCUACUAUCUGAAUACCCAGCACAAGGCAACCUGGACUGCAGCAGCUCGAGCUUGCAAGGAGAUGCACCGUGGCAACCUUGUGAGUGUCAUCACCAAACAGGACAUGGAGUGGUUGUGGGAUUUCAGUGGAAGACGACCUUUUUGGAUUGGCCUCAGUGACAGAAUCAGGCCAGGCAAAUGGGAUUGGGCUGGAGGAGAACAAGUGUUGUUCACAAAUUGGAAGCGAGGUUCCCCCCCUGCAUUGAGGAAGAAAGGAAAGAACUGUGUCCUGGUGAAGAGAAGAGGGAAGUGGCAGGUGAAAAAUUGCAAGCGUGGAAAGCCACAUUACUACGUAUGCUCCAUUCAUUAAUAAAUUGAUGGAUAUUCUCAUUGAGGUCAACAUGAACAUAUUGUAAUCCUAGAGUAUUUAUUUACUAAAUUUGGAAGUGCACCAGCAUGUAUAUUUCUAACCACCAUUCACUAUGUCAUGGAUUUUUGAAUGAAAUUGUGGCAGUACAGAACUGCAGUCAGAUUAUUCAUUACUAAUUGCAUUAUACCUCCCAGCAAUAAUUAGCAUUAUGAAGAGCAAUAAUGCUAAUUGUGACAUUUAGUGAGGGAUUGCACUUGGCAGUGUUGAAAUAUAUUCUCAUUUAGAGAAGAGGAAUGUCUAAAAUAUAGAACUUUUCAGGACUAUAACCUAUGCAGUGGGGAUACAUUUGAGUGUGGCAAGUACUUGGACAGUUUAUCAACAGUUUUAAUAGCCCUCAUUCAUAAGUGAGGUCUAUCCAUUCCAUAAGGGCCAUGAAGCUCAAUGCAGUGAUGGUGCUUUGAUGGGGGAUCCAUAUUUCUCAGUUCAACAUCUCAGUGUGUAGACUCCAAACUCUGCAGAACCUGGUCACUGGGCUUGGGUGUCAGGCAUAAGGGAAAGGCAAUGACCAAAGUUAUCUGUCAAUAACAUUGUCAAUGGCAAAAACCAUCUAUCAACAAACAAAACAUUGACAUUCCAUUGCUACAGCCAGAUUAUUGAGGACACGUUUCUCACAGUCCAUCUACAUGAAAGGAGACCCAAUGGCUUUGCAUUCUCCAUCCCCCACCCCGGUGAUUAUACUCACAUCUAGAAAACAAGAUUUCAUUAUUGGUGAAAAAAUUACUGGUUCUUAUCACUGAACUUUGCAAACUCUCCUGGCACUAGUCAUUGGAGAGUAAUCCCAUGUAAAAGGAGCCAUUCAAAGGUGUAUGCAUUUUAUGCACCAUUGGGCGUGUUUAUUACUUUUAUGAGAUGCUAGAUGAUUUUCUGUGAGAACAGGGACUUUUCAUGAUGGUAUUGCUGCAAAUUCUGUGAUAUACUGAGAUUAGGUCACAUGAUCACAUUUAAUAUUCAAAUAGCCGAUCCAUUUCUUAAUGACCUUCCAACAUUGGGCACACAAGUGCUGAUAGAGAUUCCACCCCAUCAGGAGCUGAGGUGAAACCAAAAACCUCCUGACGUAAUCAAUGGGACAGCUUUUACGAUGAAGGAAUAUAUUGUUUCAAAGCAUCUGUUCAAUGUGUCUCUGUUUGUGUGGGUAGCUCUCUUCCCUCUUCCAAGCAGAAUGAUUUUAAUCUGUAUACUUAUGGCAAAGCCUCUUUAAUUCUGUCAGUAUUUUAACAUUUCCUUUUCCUGCUAUAAAUAAAAUUAUAAUGAGCCUUACAACA